Molecule: messenger RNA, 2685 nt
Organism: Nymphaea colorata (pocket water lily)
Lineage: Eukaryota; Viridiplantae; Streptophyta; Magnoliopsida; Nymphaeales; Nymphaeaceae
Product: putative pentatricopeptide repeat-containing protein At5g52630
Exons: 1
Coding region: 462-2363 (633 amino acids)
Biological process (GO): RNA modification
Molecular function (GO): RNA binding; protein binding; zinc ion binding
Source: RefSeq, a predicted model, not a curated record
UGGACUCGGGGGGUGGCCGGGGCCUAAAAGCCUUUCUGCUUGUGCUGCGGCUACGUCUCGCCGGCAACCCGAGCCUGGCGUACGGGAGCCCUAAGCCAGUGACUUUUUGGCCAACCCUUCUCGUCGUCGCCCGUCGGCCGGCUCUUAAGGAUUCGUCCCACCCGGUUUUGCCUCUCCACAGCCUCGACCGGCACUGGAUGGCUCCUUCCAUGCUUAGAUGGCUCCUUCCAUGUACUUGGGUGUAGCCCAAUUUUAGGGACUCACAGAGGAGGCCAGUUGCUUGGGAGCUCGUUUCUAAGAGGCAUGUUAGUUUAACUUGCCACCACUGCUUUCCGAUCAGCGGAAAAAUCCUACUGUCAAAACCAUUGACAGGAAGCGCAACUUGCUUGCACAGAAAUACAAUGUUAGCGAAACAGGUAGCCUAAGAAAUACAAUGGUUCAGCUUUUAUACCUUUCAAGUUAUGUUCCCAAUUCCUUCAGUAUCCGUCAACGACGAGUCCAAGAUCGCCAGGCCAAAUUUCCUCUCUCUAUCAUCAUCGAAAAUCAACCACCAAGCCCCCCAACCCGUGCCUCCAUUGCCAUCUCCACAGCAACACCGCACCCUUCCUCCCAUUUCAAUCUCCAGUGCAGAGAAGACUUACAGGAACUUUUGCCACCUUCUUCAAUCCUUUGUUCCCGUCAGGUCCCUAAGCAAAGGACAACAGAUCCACGCUCAUGCCGUGAAGGCUGGGCUGCAGUCUGUGAUCUUGCUGGCCAAUCAUUUGAUUAAUUUGUAUGCCAAAUGCGACCACAUAGGAGACGCGCAGAAGUUGUUCGACGAAAUGCAUCAACGAGUCCCGGCAACCUGGAGCUCGUUGAUCUCUGGAUAUGCGCAGAACGGGCUUCCGGAGCAUGCGCUUGACUGUUUCCGUGGCAUGCAUCGGGCCCAUAUGUUUGCCAACGAGUACACGCUUGCCAGUGCUGCAAAGGCCUGUGGGGCAGCGGGUGAUGCGUUCCACUAUGGAUGCUCGCUCCAUUCUCUUGCUGUAAAGACUGGGUUCCACUUGAAUGUGUUUGUGGGGAGUGCCUUAGUUGACAUGUACUCCAAGCACGGCGAUGUUGGGAAUGCCCACAGGCUGUUUGAAGACAUGCCUGAGAGGAAUGUUGUGACUUGGAGUGGCAUGAUUGCUGGAUAUGUGCAGAAUGGAUUGGAGGAGGCGGCACUGCUCCUUUUUAAGCAGGUCUUGAAUGAGGAGGGUAUGAGUCCCAAUGAUUUUACCUUCUCAUGUCUAAUCCGUGCCUGUGGGGUCACGACGGCUCUUAGUUUGGGCAUGCAGUUGCAUUCCUUAUGCGUUAAGUCGAGCUUUGACUCAUCAAAUUUCGUAGGCAGUUCACUGGUGGGCCUCUACUCAAAAUGUGGCAUGUUUCAUGAUGCUCGACAAGUGUUUAACGAGAUGCCCGAGAGGAAUGUUGGUGCAUGGAACUCUAUUCUUAUUGCGUGUUCCCAGCAUGGGCAUACUGAGGAAGCUUUUAGAUUGUUGGAUGGAAUGAAAGCAGAAGGUUUCCAGCCAAAUUUCAUUACCUUCCUUUGCAUACUGUCUGCCUGCAGUCACAGGGGGCUGGUUGAUACUGGCGAGUACUUCUUUGGUGUAAUGGAGAGCGUAUUUGGGGUCGAACCAAACCCCGAGCAUUAUACUUGCAUGGUUGAUAUGUAUGCUCGAGCUGGUAGGCUUGAUGAAGCUCUUGGUCUAAUUGACAGAAUGCCCUUCAAAGCAACUGAAUCUGUUUGGGGGGCAUUGCUCGCUGGAUGCCGUAUGCAUGGGGAUACUGAAAGGGCGCAUUUCGCAGCAGAGAAACUCUUCCAGAUGGGGUCAAGGAACUCUGGCACGCAUGUCUUGCUUGUGAAUGCAUAUACAACUGCAGGGAAGUGGAAGGAAGCUGCGUUGGUUAGGAAGGCAAUGAGAGACGAAGGAGUGAAGAAGGAGGUUGGGUUGAGUUGGGUAGCAGUUGGGAACAAAGUUCACACAUUCGUGGCAGAUGAUAAAUCCCACGUGCAAACACCGGAGAUUUAUGCUAAGCUAGAGGAAUUGGACAGUGAAAUUAGGAAAGCUGGUUAUGUUGGUAUCAAGGGGUUCGCAUCAACAGAUGAAGUGAAGGAGAGGGUGGUUGGUUACCACAGUGAGAGGCUAGCAGUUGCAUUUGGGCUUAUCAGUAUCAAAGGUUCAAUGCCUAUAAGGGUGAUGAAAAAUUUGCGGGUGUGCACAGAUUGUCAUGAGGCCAUGAAGUUGGUUUCAAAGUGCACAGACAGGGUAAUUAUACUCAGAGACAACAAUCGUUUCCAUCACUUUGAACAUGGUCUGUGCUCCUGUGGUGAUUACUGGUGAGCGACAUGUAAACUCACAACGAUAUGUGGGUGUACGUAGCAAUUUUGGAGGAACUAACAGAGAUGGUCACUUUAGUCAUUUUCAUCCAUGAGAAUUAUCUGAUGUAAACUUAGCGUCGUGAGCAGCUUCUGAGCCCAUUGUGGUUAGCAAGAGUGAUUAAAGACUGAUCCUCAACUAAUUUUCUUACUGAAACCAAAAAAAACUUGGUCAAGUUAUUUAGUGGACUCAGCCGAUUCGAUGGCUCUACCCUGAAUCGUAUUUUGAGAAACAGAAAACGGCACUGGAUCGUCAGACUUACCAAUUCAAGUUUUGGCUGAAUUGA